GAGUGUCCCGUGUGCUUAUUAACACUGAGGGCCCCUCAUCUUCUCUCCUGCUGUGGGGUCAAAAUAUGUCAGAGUUGCAUUGAAGGAGUUAAGAGUAAAGCUAAUCCUUGUCCCAAGUGUCGUCAUAGUGAUUACUUCACGUUGCUCGAUAAAGAAAUGGAGAGACUCAUCUUUGAUUUAACAGUUUACUGUCCUUAUACUGCUAGUGGGUGUGGCUGGACUGGAGAGUUGAGAGACCUUGAUAAGCACAUCAGUCCGUCAAAACAGGGAGGGUGUCUUUACGUUGAGGUUGAGUGCUGUCAUGGGUGCGGUCAGAAGAUGAUGAGGAGUAGUUUGAACGAUCACGAGAGGGAGACCUGCUCUAAGCUCCCGGUUGAAGUUCAGAUGAAAGUACUUCAGGAAAGAGUCGAAAAAAUGUGUACAAGACUUACUGAGGAACACCAGAAAGAGAUAGCCUGCCUGAAAGCAAAAAUAUCUGAGCAAGAAAAGGAAAUGUUAGCACUUAGAAGGACCAUUGAUAAACUAGUAGAAGACAACAAAGAUACGUCAUUCUAUGCCACCAUUCCUGUCUUCACUCCAAGUUUACUCUUAUUAAUGCCCAAACUACCCAAUGGGAACAUUCCAGGAGUCAGUUACUAUCCACAAGAUAAGUAUGUGAAGAUUAGCGGCAACUCCAAAGAAGAGAUGGAAGCUCGUACGCAACAGUUCCUAACUGAGUUUGAGACGCUCCUCCCUCUCCUUCAAAAGGACAGCUUUGAGGUAUUACCUCGUUUCCCAGCUGCUAAUCUCGAGACAAUCAUUCGGUCUUGUAAUCGUAACUUUAGAGCAUGUUAUGCUCUGAGUCGUCAAGACAGCGUUGAUCUUAUCUCAACUGAUGCAGUAGAACAUCGCCAAGCGAAGAUACUCUUGAACGAAAAGCUUUCGGAAAAAAUCCAAGUACUUCGUUUUCCAGGUGACAUUAAUUGUACUCUGACUCUUAGAGUUGGCUCUAUUGCUGAAGAAGAAGUUGAUGUUGUCGUGGUUCCAGUAGACAAGCAUUGUUUAAGUGGGAGCUACAAGCGAUUGAAAAGUUUCUUUGAUUCGUCUUUGGGGGCCUCCUCAUCUAGUCAAUCUGAAGAAGUUCCCUUUGAAGCUAUAGUACCAAACACUAGUACUAGAUAUAAAUCAAAGAAUUUGAUACGCAUACCUAAUCACUCUGAGCUUGAUCUUGGUCAGCAUUAUGAUAUUCUGACUGGCUGCAUUGAUAAAGCAAUAAAAGAAAUAUUAGCCCACAAGUCUAUCAAAAGCAUUGCAUUGCCUGCUGAGAGCUCAGGAAGGCAGGGAGCCUUUAAGUCUAGCUUUAUUGUACCAGCAGUUAUACAGUCAGUUAAGAAAUUAGUGGAGGACAAAUCUAAUGCGGAGAGUGUUUGGUCUCUCAAUGAUAUUAGGAUUAUCAUUGAAGAUGAUCUGAUGGCUUUUGAUGAAGGCUGGUUUUAUAGCUAUGCCAAUUAUUUGUCGGCUAAAUAUCAACUGGAAUAACUAAGGUAUAGAGCUUAUUUGCUUUAUGUAUCUCUUUUUAGACUCAAAUUGACCAUAACUGAUCUGUGCAAUAAUAUUUUUAUUUUAAAUGUUGUGUAAAAUGUUAUGCAUUACAAAAAAAUUUUGAAAAAGAUUUAGUAUUAAAACAGA
This is a messenger RNA of Amphimedon queenslandica, 1668 nucleotides long. RefSeq lists its product as uncharacterized. Gene Ontology annotation, molecular function: zinc ion binding. The record is from RefSeq and is a predicted model, not a curated record. The transcript is spliced from 2 exons. Lineage: Eukaryota; Metazoa; Porifera; Demospongiae; Haplosclerida; Niphatidae. Bases 157 to 1518 code for a protein of 453 amino acids.